Molecule: messenger RNA, 2709 nt
Organism: Manis javanica (Malayan pangolin)
Lineage: Eukaryota; Metazoa; Chordata; Mammalia; Pholidota; Manidae
Gene: MAD2L1BP
Product: MAD2L1 binding protein
Biological process (GO): regulation of exit from mitosis
Cellular component (GO): nucleus
Source: RefSeq, a predicted model, not a curated record
GUUAUCUAGAUCAGAAUGGGGGGUAUUUUCCCCCCGGCCCUUCCUCCCUGGGGUCCUGGGACCGGAAGGGUCCUCCUUUCCCCCCGGGGUCCUGACACCGGAAGAGGGUAUCAAUUCUCUCUGUCCCGCCUCCCUGGAGUCCUGGGGCCGGAAGGAGUGGUUUCCUCUCACCGCGCCACUUCUCAGGUGCUCACCUCGGGGGGCAGGGGCCUGGGGCUGGAGCAGUCACCGGAGGCAGAGAGCUUACAUCAAAAUCAAGUUUUAUGGGCGCUCCUGGGUUUGGCCCCUUGGCGCAAUCGCAGGCAACAGGUUUUGGACUUGGAGAACUGCAAGACUCCGAGCGACUUGUCCCUUCCAGCCUGCUGGCCUCGCCACUGCCUGUUUCUUCCCCGACGUCCGGCGUGUUGUCGGGAUUUGGAGUGGUAUGAGAAGUCAGAGGAAACCCACGUCCCCCAGAUAGAACUACUCGAGACAACCUCUGCCCAAGAGCCUCCCAACCCUUCGGAGCCCUUUGGCCCCAGAGACUGCAUGGUGCCAGUGGUGUUUCCCGGGCCUGUGAGCCAGGAAGGCUGCUGUCGGUUUACUUGUGAACUUCUAAAGCAUAUCAUGUACCAACGCCAGCAACUACCUCUACCCUAUGAACAGCUUAAGCACUUCUACCGAAAACCUCCCCAGGCAGAGGAUGUGGUGAAGAAACAGCCCCGGGCCGCCGCUGAAUUGAGCAGCAGAAAAUGUCAACAAGCCCUGGCAGAACUGGAGAGUGUCCUCAGCCACCUAGAGGCUCUCUUUGCCCGGACACUAGUACCUCGAGUGCUUAUCCUCCUUGGCGGUAGUGCACUAUGCCCCAAGGAGUUCUACGAGCUUGACCUGUCCUGCCUGGCCCCCAACAGCAGGGACCAGAGCCUGAGCACAGCAGCUUGUUUGCGCCGUCUUUUCCGAGCCAUUUUUGUGGCUGAUGCUUUCAGUGAGCUGCAGGCUCCUCCGCUCAUGGGCACUGUGGUUAUGGUACAGGGGCACCGUGACUGUGGAGAAGAUUGGUUUCGACCCAAGCUCAACUACCGAGUGCCCAGCCGGGGCCACAAACUGACGGUGACCUUGUCCUGUGGCAGACCCUCCGUCCCAACCACGGCCUGGGAGGAUUACAUUUGGUUCCAGGCACCAGUGACACUUAAAGGCUUCCAUGAGUGAAUGGGGUGCUUCUUAAUCGGGAACACAAUGGCUAAUUUAUCUUUCCCCCUGUGGUAUCAAGUCACCUUUCUGUUGCUUGGAGCUAGAGUUGCUGCCUGGUAAGAGAAGGUUCUAUCCCUCUGGCUGCCUGCCUCCCCUCCUCAGACUUCCUGGUGUGCUAGUGAUAUAGCUUUGGCUGUCAUAAUCAUUGUUGAACAACAUGUCUUUGAAUCAGAGGUAGAUUUUCCCAGAAGAUGCUGGACCAGGCAUUUCUAUUUGAGAUUGUAAAGCAAACGUGGGCCCGUAGACAGACACUCUCACGGAGGUGGCCCUUUUCUGCUUUCUGUUGUGGCCGUUCAGAAGUUUUGCCAGGUGUGACUCACAAACUUAAAUAUAAAAUGAAUGGAUUUAUACUAAAUUUUCCUGGACAUCUUUUGGCAUAAAGAGACUUUCUAGGCUUAAGGCUAGAGUGUUUUGUCUUUCUCCUUGGCCUCUUAUGCUUCAGGGCUCCCAGGAUUAUUUUUUACUAAUGUGCUGUUUCUCUUCAUCAGAAUCCAGGGGAGUCUGGGAAGUUACAUGACUUGGCCAAGGUUCUAUAACAGUUUGAUAUCAGAGCUGGGGCUAGAGUCCUUGUCAGCUAACUCCUGGCCUGAUGUUCUUUUCUUGCCAUGCGCCAGGAUUUGUGAGCCUUACAGUACAUGUGCCCAAAGCAAAGGUCACACAGGGGAAGAGGGCUGACUGAGAGCUGGGCUGAGAAAAGGGAACUGAGCAGGUCUUUGCAAAGCCUGAUUGAACUGUAGGUUGAGGCCCCAUGACUGCCCUUUGGGAUCAGCUCCUUGAGGCCAAAUAUCCCUCCUGGAGUUCUGCCCUGUCUCCAUUGUAGUUGUCUGGUGGCUGCUGGCACUGACUGUUGGUCAUAUAGUCCUUAGGCAAACCCUGCCUUCCUGCCUAUGGCAAUUCCUCCUCCAAAAUUCCAGAAGCUACACGUCUGACUUUGCCGUCCUGGUCCUCGCUGUUAUCCUGUCCAGUUUGAUGGUGGCCUGACUGCCAAGAGACCUGAGAACACCUGUUAAUUUCUUGGAAGCAAGUUGAAGUAGUGUGUGUGUGUGUGCGCGCACGCGCGCGUGUGUGUGUGUACGGGGUCAAUAUAGAUAUAUACUAUUUUUUAUGUUUUAAGAAGAAUGUUUUUUGUGUUUUGAUGUUUUGUUAAGAAAACAUACAAAAUAGUUUAUAUUUUAUACUAUAUUUUAAGCACUUUACAUAUGUUAUCUAUUUGAACAGCUUUGCAAAGUAUGUGUUAUUGUCCCCAUUUCAUAGAGGCUUGGGGAGAUUGAAUAAUGCCUAAAUGGCGAAACCUGGAUUCAAAUCCAUUUGAUAAGCUGAGUGCUUUACCUGUGCUGUGUGAGUUUACUCUGAGAUAAUUAACAAGAUGUGCCCUGCCAAAGCAAAAGCUGCAGAAUUCCCCUCUGACUUCAGACUCAUAUGGUUCCUCACGUAGGACUGCCAUCGAUAGGUGCUGAGUAAAUAUGGUAUCAAUGAAAA